Molecule: messenger RNA, 1957 nt
Organism: Ostrinia nubilalis (European corn borer)
Lineage: Eukaryota; Metazoa; Arthropoda; Insecta; Lepidoptera; Crambidae
Gene: NiPp1
Product: nuclear inhibitor of protein phosphatase 1
Exons: 9
Coding region: 61-1104 (347 amino acids)
Cellular component (GO): nuclear speck
Molecular function (GO): protein binding; protein serine/threonine phosphatase inhibitor activity; mRNA binding
Source: RefSeq, a predicted model, not a curated record
AAAUUAACACUUUAAUGUGAUUGUGAUCUGCAGAUAUAUUCGUGUUCGUCAAAUAAAAAUAUGGCUAAUCACUACGAGGUGCCAAGUUGGGCUGGCAAGCCGCCGACAGGCCUCCACCUGGACGUCCUAAAAGGGGACAAGUUGAUACAAAAGUUGAUGAUUGACGAGAAGAAAUGCUAUCUGUUCGGACGGAACCCCCAGAUGAAUGACUUCUGCAUAGAUCACGCCAGCUGUUCCAGAGUGCAUGCGGCUUUUGUUUACCAUAAAGACUUGAAUAGAGCAUUUUUAGUUGAUUUGGGCAGUACACACGGGACCUUCAUAGGCAAAAUGCGUUUGGAGUCAAACAAGCCAACGCAGUUGCCUAUUGACUCUACCUUCCACUUUGGUGCUUCCACAAGAAAUUAUAUUAUAAGAGAAAGACCAACGGGUAAUUCUCGGGGCAUAAUGGAGGACUUGCCCAACACAGAACAAGAGGGCGCAUUGUUGGGGCUUCCUGAGACACAGACAGAAUUAGAUAAUUUAACUGAAUUCAACACGGCACACAACAGAAGAAUUUCUAUGCUGGGCAUAUCUACUGAUGAUGGCAGUGAUGUUAUUAAGCCAGCCACAGGCACAAAGCGUUCCGCAACCAUGCCAGGCGGCAUCCCAAAGAAGCAGAAACGAAACGUCUCCUUCAACGAAGAGGUGGACAUCAUCAACCCAGAGGACAUCGACCCCACCAUCGGCCGGUUCAGGAACUUAGUCAAGUCCACUAUAGUGCCGAACGCUAAUGCUCCUCCGAGGAAGCUGAAAUUGCAGAGUGCUGAUGAUAGCCAACACCACCAUUCCCUGCGCCUGCAGGAGAUAUCGCGCGGGAAUGCGCUGUACUCAGACCUGCCAGCGCCCAGCUCGCAUCUCAGCCUCAUUGGAGCCAGACUCGGCUUGUUACUACCGAAUCCAGCACCAGACGUGGAAUUGGAGGGUCCGGAGCCACAUCUCAACAUACAGCCACCUUUACCGCACUCGGCCCCCGAAGAAGCGAGUGCCUCCAGCGAGCCGAAAAAGAAGAAAUACGCAAAAGAAGCCUGGCCGGGACGGAAACCCGGGCUCAUACAGGGUGUCUGAGGGCACCCACAGGCUUAGCCCGCGGGCCCACGGCGCCAGUGCUAAGCCUACACCGCUUUGCAAGCGGAAAUGGACGUUACAUCAACGUUUUGGAAUUUUUCAAGCGUCUCGUGUCAAAUAUGGCACAAUUUUUUGUGUAAGUGCAUUACAAUAUAAGCUAUUGCAAUAUAGUGAACACGUUUUCGUUUUUAGAUACAACGGUAGCAAUUAGUGUACACAUGUGAACACAAGUUUUCGUGUACACAACAACAUCGCGUACCAAUUAUGGUACAAUAUUUUUUUCAAGUGCAUUACAAUCUACAAUACACUCGGUAGCAAUAUUAUGUACACAUUUGAACACAAGUUUUCGUUUUUGAAGUAUCGCGUGCCAAAUAUGGCACUCCAUUAUUUUUAGUGCGUUACUAUAAAAUCAGUUGCAAUACACGUUUAAACUCAUCCUCCCUAUAUUCUUUUCUCGGUAGUAGGUAUAGUCUGGUCUGCGAGCACGUAGAAUUUUGGAUAGCGUUUUAAGUUAUUGCUUAUUAUUCUGAAAGUAUUUACAUUGUACAGUCGACAGCACACCAAACUACAUUUUUACUGCAAAAUAGCUCUUAAGACAACUAAAUAAGACAUCACAGCAUUUAGCUUGAAGUGCAGUCGUCGGUACUGUAUUUAAAUGUUGACAUAAUUAUAUUAAUACAAUAUUAUUUCUUACGUGAAGUCAUAGAUUAAGAUUUGUUUCUGCUUUUUACCCGACUGCGCUAGAAGGAGGGUUAUGUUUUUUACUGUUUGUAUGUAUUUAUGUAUAUUAUUUCUUUGGCACGCUCUGUAGUUAUAUUAAUACAAUCAUUAGCUAAUAAACCACACCAAUAAA